Molecule: messenger RNA, 3186 nt
Organism: Candoia aspera
Lineage: Eukaryota; Metazoa; Chordata; Lepidosauria; Squamata; Candoiidae
Gene: KIF2A
Product: kinesin family member 2A
Exons: 21
Coding region: 264-2495 (743 amino acids)
Biological process (GO): microtubule-based movement
Molecular function (GO): microtubule binding; microtubule motor activity; ATP binding
Source: RefSeq, a predicted model, not a curated record
CCGUCUCUGCUCCUCCCACUCCCUCAACCGAUCCUGCCGUGACGCCUCCAUUGUGUGCGCAGCGGCUCCCGGCGACUGUUGUAUCCGGCCGGCGCCUUUUUCUCCUCCUCCUCCCUUCCCCCUCCCCCUUUCCCGUAGAAACUGCCGGGGCCGCCGCCGCCUCUUUCCCGCCGCCCCUCCCGCUUCUCCUUCCCCUUCAGCCGGGCCCCCCGCCUCGCCGGCUCAUCGUCGGUGUCUCCCCCUCCCUUUCACUCGAUGACGCGAUGGCAACGGCCAACUUCGGCAAGAUCCAGAUAGGGAUCUACGUGGAGAUCAAGCGCAGCGAUGGCCGAAUACAUGAAGCUAUGGUAACAUCUCUAAAUGAGGAUAAUGAAAGUGUUACUGUAGAGUGGAUUGAAAAUGGUGAUACAAAAGGAAAAGAGAUUGACUUGGAGAGUAUAUUUUCGCUUAACCCAGACCUAGCUCCUGAAGAAGAAGAUCCUAGCCCAGAGACUCCUCCACCUCCCACACCUUCAGCAAAAGUAAACAAAAUUGUGAAGAAUCGAAGGACUGUGGCUCCUUCUAAAAUUGAAGCUCCUGCUAGAGACAACAGAGUGAUCGGUUCUGCACGUGCACGACCUACUCAGCUGCCUGAACAGUCUUCAUCUACACAACAGAAUGGUAGUGUUUCAGAUAUAUCUCCAGUUCAAGCUGCAAAAAAGGAAUUUGGACCCCCUUCACGUAGAAAAUCAAAUUGUGUGAAAGAAGUUGAAAAAUUGCAAGAAAAGCGCGAAAAACGAAGAUUACAGCAACAGGAAAUCAGAGAGAAACGAGCACAGGAUGUAGAUGCCACAAAUCCUAAUUAUGAAAUCAUGUGUAUGAUCAGAGAUUUCAGAGGAAGUCUGGAUUAUAGACCACUAACAACUGCAGAUCCUAUUGAUGAGCACAGGAUAUGUGUAUGUGUUCGAAAACGACCACUCAAUAAAAAAGAAACUGUAAUGAAAGAUCUUGAUGUCAUAACAAUUCCAAGCAAAGAUGUUGUGAUGGUACAUGAACCUAAGCAAAAAGUAGAUUUAACAAGGUACUUAGAAAACCAAACGUUCCGAUUUGACUAUGCCUUUGACGACAGCGCCCCUAAUGAAAUGGUCUACAGGUUUACUGCAAGACCACUAGUGGAAACCAUAUUUGAAAGAGGAAUGGCCACAUGUUUUGCAUAUGGACAAACAGGCAGUGGAAAGACCCAUACUAUGGGUGGUGACUUUUCAGGAAAGAACCAAGACUGUUCAAAAGGAAUUUAUGCACUAGCUGCUAGAGAUGUCUUUUUAAUGUUGAAGAAGCCAAACUAUAAAAAACUGGAACUUCAAGUAUAUGCAACGUUUUUCGAGAUUUAUAGUGGAAAGGUUUUCGACUUACUGAACAGGAAGACCAAAUUAAGAGUUUUAGAAGAUGGUAAACAGCAAGUCCAGGUGGUGGGAUUGCAGGAGCGAGAGGUUAAAUGUGUUGAAGAUGUACUAAAACUUAUUGAGAUAGGCAACAGUUGCAGAACAUCUGGCCAAACAUCUGCAAAUGCACACUCAUCUCGAAGUCAUGCAGUGUUUCAGAUCAUCCUCCGGAGAAAAGGGAAACUGCAUGGUAAAUUUUCCCUAAUUGACUUGGCUGGAAAUGAAAGAGGAGCUGAUACUUCCAGUGCAGAUAGGCAAACACGACUAGAAGGUGCUGAAAUUAACAAGAGCCUUUUAGCACUCAAGGAGUGCAUCAGAGCCUUAGGCCGAAAUAAACCUCACACUCCAUUUAGAGCAAGUAAACUUACUCAGGUCUUAAGAGAUUCAUUCAUUGGAGAAAACUCUCGUACCUGUAUGAUUGCUACUAUUUCUCCAGGGAUGGCAUCUUGUGAAAACACUCUAAAUACACUAAGAUAUGCAAAUAGAGUAAAGGAAUUUGGAAUUAGUCCUUCGGACAUUCCCUUCUCACAGGGUAGUGGCAGUCGCUCUGAUCUCUCUCCUUCCUAUGAGUAUGACGACUUUUCUCCUUCAAUCACCAGAGUCAAGGAACUAACGGUUGAUCCCAGUGCUGCUGGUGACAUCCGUCCCAUCAUGCAUCACACUCCAAAUCAGAUUGAUGACUUGGAUGCGCAGUGGGGUGUUGGGAGCUCACCUCAGAGAGAUGAUCUUAAACUACUUUGUGAACAAAAUGAGGAAGAAGUUUCACCACAGUUGUUUACUUUUCAUGAAGCAGUGUCACAGAUGGUGGAAAUGGAAGAGCAAGUAGUAGAAGACCACAGAGCUGUCUUCCAGGAAUCAAUUAGAUGGUUAGAAGAUGAAAAAGCUCUCCUGGAAAUGACAGAAGAAGUAGACUAUGAUGUAGAUUCGUAUGCUACACAACUUGAAGCAAUUCUAGAACAAAAAAUUUAUAUUUUGACUGAACUUCGAGAUAAAGUGAAGUCCUUUCGCACAGCACUACAAGAAGAAGAACAGGCCAGUAAGCAAAUCAAUCCGAAGAGACCACGUGCCCUUUGAGGCAAACUUCUGCUGCUAAAAGAUGCCUGAAUCUUCAUUGCUAUACCAUGAAGCUGGUUGGAAAUGAAGUAGUAAGAAGUCUCAACUACUUGAAAGAUCUAAAACUUUUGAAGUGUCUAUAGAAAUGUUCCACUUCUUCCUCCCCCGGCCGACAUUUCAGUUGUGUGGACUGCUCCUGAAUGUCUGGAAAAUGCAUCUAGACCAGAUAGCACAACCAGGUUUGGGAGCUGGGAAGCACUUUUGUUUCAAAUGUUUUAACGUACUCAGAUUGUGAAUCUUUUAUGUUUUGGAAAUCUUUGCCAAUUUUUUUAAAAUAAUGAAGUACAAUGGUGGACUUGUAAAAACUUCACAGAAUUUUGUUUCAUUUAUGUCAAGUUGUUGCAGAGAACAGCUGUGCAGUUUUGUAUUUGCAUGCAUGCCCACCUCAUCAGUGAUUGUAUAUACCUCCUCUUCUAAACAGCUGUGCUUACCUCUGUGUUUUGUGCCUUGAUCAAGGCAACCUGGUCCUAAAGGUCCUCUCUAAAGCACAGCUUAAUAAAUUCCACUCCUUAUUUGUCAAUGUAAAUUACUUUUAUUGUUUGUACAUUUUAAUGUGUGUUGUCUUCUUUUUCUUUUUGUGACUAGUUCUUCAUUUCAUAGUUAUGUGCCAUAUCAUUGAUCUGGAAUUAAAAACUGUCAGUGUGGAUUGACA